Molecule: messenger RNA, 3122 nt
Organism: Rhinolophus ferrumequinum (greater horseshoe bat)
Lineage: Eukaryota; Metazoa; Chordata; Mammalia; Chiroptera; Rhinolophidae
Gene: FCHO2
Product: FCH and mu domain containing endocytic adaptor 2
Exons: 26
Coding region: 687-3122 (811 amino acids)
Biological process (GO): clathrin coat assembly; synaptic vesicle endocytosis; clathrin-dependent endocytosis
Cellular component (GO): clathrin-coated vesicle; clathrin-coated pit; cytoplasm
Source: RefSeq, a predicted model, not a curated record
GGUGCCUGGGUCUCGUGCAGCUCCAGUGACUCUCUGGCGACACUGGGCGUUUCCUCCUUUUCAGGCCUUGGAAAGUUUUGUUUUGGUUCUUAGUUCCUUGUCAAAGAAAGGCACCCUGUUGACCAAAGGUUUCUGAGUGUCCUCCAGGUGGCUAGAGGCCAAGUUUCCCCCAUCCCAGCUUGCCCAGACUUGGGUCCCAUCCGACUCCUAGAAGGCGGGGGAAGCGAGCCUUGUGACGAGGAAGGGAGCGAGCAGCCAGGCUACCGGCUCCCCCGCCGCUGGCCGGCCCCUGUCUUAGCCCGGUCCCUGAGCCAGUACCCAUCGCGCCACAAAGGGUGCGGACGGCCUCCCGAGUGACUCCUCAGGGACCCGGUUCUCCACCAUUCCCAAGAGAAUACUCAACCUAGCCGCGCCCGCGCUGGGGAGAGAGAAAGAGAGAGAGCAGGCGACUGAAACCCGGGAACGGGGCCCGGCGCGCAUGCGCGCACCAGGCGGUGUCCUCGAAGUGCUCGUCCCGCGGCGGCGGCCGCUAGGGGGCGCAUGCGCCCUGAAGGGUGCGGGCUGGUCUCCGGGAAGAAGGCGGCGGCGGUGAAAGGCGGGGGCGCCGUGGGGGCCGGGCCGGUGUUUACACAGCGGCGGGCGGGCGCGGACGCAGAACCCGGCGCGGCGGCGGCGACAGCGGCACGAUGGUCAUGGCGCAUUUCGUCGAGAAUUUUUGGGGGGAAAAAAAUAGUGGCUUCGAUGUCCUUUACCAUAAUAUGAAACAUGGACAGAUAUCGACGAAAGAACUAGCAGAUUUUGUAAGAGAAAGAGCUACAAUAGAAGAGGCGUACUCCAGGUCAAUGACAAAACUAGCAAAAUCUGCAAGCAAUUACUCACAACUUGGAACAUUUGCACCAGUGUGGGAUGUGUUCAAAACAUCUACGGAGAAAUUAGCUAACUGUCACUUGGAUCUUGUUAGAAAAUUACAAGAAUUAAUAAAGGAAGUUCAGAAGUAUGGAGAAGAACAAGUGAAAUCUCAUAAAAAGACUAAAGAAGAAGUUGCAGGAACUCUGGAAGCUGUUCAAACCAUUCAGAGCAUAACUCAAGCCCUCCAGAAAUCCAAGGAAAAUUACAAUGCCAAGUGUGUAGAACAGGAACGUUUGAAAAAGGAAGGAGCUACACAAAGAGAAAUAGAAAAGGCAGCUGUUAAAUCUAAGAAAGCUACAGAUUCCUAUAAACUCUAUGUGGAAAAAUAUGCAUUAGCAAAAGCUGAUUUUGAACAGAAAAUGACAGAAACAGCUCAGAAAUUUCAAGACAUUGAAGAAACUCAUCUCAUUCAUAUAAAGGAAAUUAUAGGAUCCUUGUCAAAUGCAAUAAAAGAAAUUCAUUUGCAAAUAGGCCAGGUCCAUGAAGAAUUUAUAAAUAACAUGGCUAACACUACAGUUGAAAGCUUGAUAGAAAAAUUUGCUGAAUCAAAAGGCACUGGGAAGGAAAGACCUGGCCUCAUUGAAUUUGAAGAAUGUGACCCUGCUAGUGCAGUUGAAGGUAUAAAACCAAGGAAAAGAAAGACUUUUGGUUUGCCAGGAAUAAUUAAAAAGGAAAAGGAUGCAGAAUCUGUGGAAUGCCCUGAUGCAGAUUCACUUAACAUUCCUGAUGUAGAUGAAGAAGGCUAUAGUAUAAAACCAGAAGCAAAUCAGAAUGAUACCAAAGAGAACCAUUUCUACUCAUCUAGUGAUUCUGAUUCUGAAGAUGAAGAACCAAAGAAGUAUCGGAUAGAAAUCAAACCUAUGCAUCCAAAUAACUCACAUCACACAAUGGCUUCCUUGGAUGAAUUAAAAGUAUCUAUAGGAAAUAUAACGCUGUCCCCAGCAAUAUCUAGACACAGCCCAGUGCAGCUGAAUCAGAAUUCGUCUAGUGAAGAGUUAACAAAGUCAAAGCCAUCUGCUACAUCCACUGAGAAAGGGACCAGUGAUUUACUUGCUUGGGACCCCCUGUUUGGACCAUCUCUUGAUUCAUCUUCAGCUUCACUAGCUUCAUCAUCAUCUUCAUCAGCCAGGCCCACAACUCCUCUCUCUGUAGGCACCAUUGUCCCACCUCCAAGGCCUGCUUCCAGACCAAAGCUUACUUCAGGCAAACUCAGUGGGAUAAAUGAAAUACCCAGGCCAUUCAGCCCACCUGUAACUGCCAAUACCAGCCCACCUCCCGCCGCUCCUUUAGCGCGGGCAGAAAGUUCUUCCUCUAUCUCAUCUUCUGCUUCACUAAGUGCUGCCAAUACUCCAACAGUAGGUGUGUCACGAGGUCCCAGCCCCGUCAGCCUUGGAAAUCAGGACACUUUACCUGUGGCAAUUGCCCUUACAGAAUCUGUCAAUGCAUACUUUAAAGGAGCAGAUCCCUCCAAGUGUAUUGUGAAGAUCACUGGUGACAUGACAAUAUCAUUUCCAAGUGGAAUUAUUAAAGUUUUCACUAGCAAUCCAUCUCCAGCUGUGCUAUGCUUCAGGGUGAAAAACAUCAGCAGACUAGAGCAAAUUCUUCCAAAUGCACAACUUGUGUUCAGUGAUCCAUCACAGUGUGAUUCUAACACAAAAGAUUUUUGGAUGAACAUGCAAGCUGUUACUGUCUACCUCAAGAAACUAUCAGAGCAAAAUCCAGCUGCUUCUUAUUAUAAUGUAGAUGUAUUAAAGUAUCAGGUGUCAUCAAAUGGUAUUCAGUCCACUCCUCUAAAUCUUGCAACCUAUUGGAAAUGUAGUGCUGGCACCACAGAUCUUAGAGUGGAUUACAAGUACAACCCAGAAGCGAUGGUGGCACCGAGUGUGCUUUCCAACAUACAGGUGGUGGUCCCAGUGGAUGGAGGGGUCACAAACAUGCAGUCCCUGCCCCCUGCAAUAUGGAAUGCAGAACAGAUGAAAGCCUUUUGGAAACUGCCUGGUGUUUCUGAAAAAUCAGAAAAUGGAGGUUCUGGGUCCCUCAGAGCAAAAUUUGAUCUUUCAGAAGGCCCUAGUAAACCCACAACACUCGCAGUGCAAUUCCUCAGCGAGGGAAGUACCCUCUCAGGAGUGGAUAUUGAACUUGUAGGCACUGGCUAUAGGCUUUCCUUAGUAAAGAAACGGUUUGCCACUGGACGAUACCUGGCGGAUUGUUGA